This is a messenger RNA of Notolabrus celidotus (New Zealand spotty), 667 nucleotides long. RefSeq lists its product as uncharacterized. NCBI's taxonomy places the organism in Eukaryota, Metazoa, Chordata, Actinopteri, Labriformes, Labridae. The record is from RefSeq and is a predicted model, not a curated record. The transcript is spliced from 2 exons. Bases 1 to 660 code for a protein of 219 amino acids.
AUGCCCCUUAAUGCUUUCAUAUUAAGAGAUACCUCCACUACUCAUCCAGAUGAUGAGCUUGCUUUGUCAGACUUUGAGAAAAAGCUUUGUAAGCACUUCCAGUGUAUAGAGAUAAAGGGGAAACGCAGACGAAAGGUCCCCAUCCUUCUCACUUCAGAUAUGAUGGCGUCCAUGGACUUGCUUGUCAAGACUCGCCAGAACUGGGAUGUGCCUGAUGAGAAUCCCUUCCUGUUUGGGAGACCACAGGCACUCAGUCACUUCAGAGGAUCAGAUGUUAUCCGUCACAUUGCUCAAAGCUGUGGAGCGAGUCACCCAGAAGCGUUGUCCUCUACCAAACUCAGAAAGCACAUGGCUACUAUGUCCAAUGUCCUCAACCUCAAAGACAAUGAAAUGGAUGACCUUGCUGACUUCCUUGGGCAUGACAUCAGAAUACACCGCCAGUAUUACAGGCUGCCCGAAGGCACAUUACAGCUUGGCAAAGUGAGUAAAGUCCUCAUGGCCAUGGAGCAAGGACGACUGGCUGAAUUUAAAGGAAGGAAUCUGGAUGAAAUCAACAUUGAUCCACAAGAGACAAUGGCUGUGGACAUCGAUGCAUCAGUUUUGGAGGAGGAUGACAUGACUGGGAAGGAUGCUGCGUCUUCUACUUCAUCUUCACCUUGAUCAUCAG